This is a messenger RNA of Ornithodoros turicata, 3037 nucleotides long. It is a transcript of the gene Rad17, whose product is annotated as cell cycle checkpoint protein RAD17-like. Gene Ontology annotation, biological process: mitotic DNA replication checkpoint signaling; DNA repair; DNA damage checkpoint signaling. The coding region runs from base 10 to 1905 and encodes 631 amino acids. The record is from RefSeq and is a predicted model, not a curated record. Lineage: Eukaryota; Metazoa; Arthropoda; Arachnida; Ixodida; Argasidae. Gene Ontology annotation, molecular function: chromatin binding; DNA clamp loader activity. The transcript is spliced from 18 exons.
AAGUCCGAUAUGAGAAUCCAAUCCAGUUUCCAAUCCAAUCCGUUUGGUCUAUUUUCAAUUUUAGCGGUGACGGACGCAGACGACAGUUUGUGCUCCUGUUUUCUGUCAUGUUUCGCGCUUGUUUUUAAGCUUGAAGUCGUGUUGCCAUUAUUAACAAGAAUGAAGUCGUCUUGGGUGACCCCUGAAGGUGGAAUGCUAAACGUAUUCUCUCGCACAUCUGCCGCUAAAACUGCCAAACGCCCCUACAAAGGUGCCUCAACUUCGAAACAAACUGCUUGUAAUUGGGCGCAGAACUUUACGCCUAAAAAGAAGGUUCAACUUGCAGUCAACAAGAAAAAAGUUGAGGAAGUUGAGCAACGCUUGCAGGAAAGCCUAGAUUGUCGACAGAACGGUGUUCCCAUCCUGCUGCUUUGUGGACCAUCGGGUUCUGGCAAAACAGCAACGGUACAAUGCCUCGCUUCAGACAUGGGCUUGGGAAUUCAAGAGUGGACAAAUCCUGUCUCCCUAACCACAUUCAGGAAUCCCGAACUAGAGUUAGAAGGCUACUGGAGGCGACCUGAAUUCUUCGAGGAUAAUCAGAUGGAUCGUUUUGAGAAUUUCCUUUUCCGAGCGGACAGAUACAAAUCCUUGCUGCUGCCGUCGGCGAAACAGAUUAUCCUAGUUGAAGAAUUUCCCAACAUAUACUUACGAGACCUAGCCGCGUUUCAUCGUCUUCUACGAUCUUACAGCUCAAACGGUCACACCACACUCAUAUUUAUAAUAAGCGAAUCGUCGGCAAACAUUGAACAGAAACUGUUCCCUCGAGACCUCGUUGCGGAGCUGGGGAUUAAGAAGAUUGUGUUCAACGCAGUAGCUCCAACUCUGCUGACAAAAGGCCUCAAAAGGGUAGCGGAAGAGGCGCAGACGACACUCAGGGUUGCAGCACCUUCUCCAGGCGACGUAGAGCAGAUCGUAGCGUCGUGUAGGGGAGACAUCCGCAGCGCAGUGAACGCCUUGGAGUUCCUAUGCGCCAAGCCCGCAGCAGCUAAGGGUUUCACACAAAUGAAGCCGCCACAGAAAAGGACACGGAAAGGAACGAGCAAAGUAGCCAAGCAAGCCAAGGCUGAAUCGUUAGCGCUGAACCGCACCGCUGAUUUUGGCGGAAGAGAUACGGCUCUUCAGCUCUUUCAUUCGCUGGGGAAAGUGUUGUACUGCAAACGUGAACCAGCCGAGAACAUGGCCCAACAUGACACGUUACCAGACCACUUGAAGCACAUGGAAAGGCCUCCGCCACUAGAAGUUCCAGAAGAGGUGUUCGAGCGAACCGCAGUCUCGGAAGAUUUGUUCCUGCAGUUCCUGCACCACAACGCCGCCCACUUUUACGCCGACAUCGACACCGCGUCGGACUGCUCGGAUUGGUUCAGCGAGUCGGACUACCUGCAGUCCGAAUGGAGUAGCGAAAACCAGAUGGCGAGCUUUGCCUUGUCCGUAGCAACGAGGGGGCUCAUGUUUGACCUUCGGCGACCGGAAGCAAGCCGAGGUUGGCGGCCUUUGGAGAAGCCUCAGUGGAACCUUACCUCACGAAAUGUAAAGCAGAAAAUACACGAUCUGAAGAACACCUUUAUGGGCUGGUGCAGUACAGGCAUUGACCUUCAGCUAGACUUUGUGCCAUACUUGAGCCUUCUCCAACCUAAAGGGCUGGACUUAUGCAUGCAGCGGGUAGCUAGUGAAAUAGGGAGGUUUCGAGCCGUGUUCCGGAGACCCAACGAAGUUCUCGGAGAGAGAGACUACGUAUCUACGCUGGAAGAUGAGAACGUCGGUGACGAGGACUGUUCAACAAACCAGGACACAUCAACUCGCAGUAACUUGCAAACCGUUCCGGCACCCUCAGACGACGAAGUCGAGAUUGAAGACUUCGACGAUUGAGCAGUCAACAUUUUUUUUCGCUGUCUCGAAGCCACAAUCAGCAGAACUCUCCCUCACCGUUGUACCGCCAUCCAGGUGCGCGUGUGGAGAUCAGAGGACAUUUGUCACCGAAGCCAGAAGACAAAACUUACCAGGCAGAAGAAGCAGAGUGAGAAGAUGACCCCAAAUCCAUGUGUCCUAAUCUGCAUGCUUAGUCCAACGACCCUCGCAACAAAGAACUAUUUUGCACCAUGCGCACAUUGCGAAUCAUCGGGACUCGCAUGUUCCGGCGCAACCAACACACCGAUCACAAACACGCGCGAUACUGACGACCGAACAUUUCUGUUCGAACUCCUCCGCUCUUCAGCAUGUGGAAGGUUCGCUUCUUCUUCGCGAGAUGUCGCGGCGCCCGCACUGACCAGUUCGUUAUGAUUGGACGAGUCGGAGCCAAUCACGUGGCGAGGUUUCUGUGAAAGCAGAAACUGCGUGUGCGUUGCUUUGUGGUCGUCUGCUACGCCGCUGCGUGAUUGAUGAUGCCGGGGUUUUAUUUUGAGCGCUUUGCAAAAAGCGGACCUUCAGUCAUGCAACUUGUGUACGUAGAAGGGCAGAGAUUGAUAUCUGGUUUCAAAGGCGGAUCAGGUUUUUCAUUAUGCUAUGGAAUAUGUUACGUCAAUGUUUCAAAGCGCCGAGGUUGCGAAGUUGUGCAGAAGCAGUGGUGUUUUGCAUCUGGAGCAUUCGGGCUUUAUCGAUAAAUUUGUGUCUUUCGACUUUGCUGCUUUUGGAGAUAAAGAAAGGGGAAGCUGAUUACUCCUGCGUAUUUUUCGAGAAGUAUUAAAAGAAAGCCAGUAUCCACAGCAGUCGCCGUCAAAUGCACAGCAAAAUGCAUAUUUGUUCCUGAUAAAACUACAAAGACAACUGAAAUGCUCCUGAAAGGUGCGACAGCUGUGCAGUAUACCCACGCUUUAACAUAUAUUCUUACGUACGUGCGCGAACAUUUACAAAAUAAGAUGAAAUAAAGAAAGCCGAUUGGGUGUGUGUUGUGUCGUGUUGUCUGUAUUCCGCUCCACGUCGUCUGGCAUCGGCGAUGUCUUGGAAAGAAAGUCAAGUAUUGCUUGUAAUUUAUGGCAAGAAAUAAAUCAGUGCGAUCCUGGCU